This is a messenger RNA of Sciurus carolinensis (gray squirrel), 1260 nucleotides long. It is a transcript of the gene Sptssa, whose product is annotated as serine palmitoyltransferase small subunit A. The record is from RefSeq and is a predicted model, not a curated record. Gene Ontology annotation, molecular function: serine C-palmitoyltransferase activity. NCBI's taxonomy places the organism in Eukaryota, Metazoa, Chordata, Mammalia, Rodentia, Sciuridae. Gene Ontology annotation, cellular component: serine palmitoyltransferase complex. Gene Ontology annotation, biological process: ceramide biosynthetic process. The transcript is spliced from 2 exons. Bases 83 to 298 code for a protein of 71 amino acids.
CGGGCCUGGAGGCCUGGGGCUUUAGGACGCUGGCAAACAGCCGGCGGGACAGACUGACGUGUGGCUGCAUCGCAGGAGGCGCAUGGCGGGGAUGGCGCUGGCACGGGCCUGGAAGCAGAUGUCCUGGUUCUACUACCAGUACCUGCUGGUCACAGCGCUUUACAUGCUGGAGCCCUGGGAGCGGACUGUGUUCAAUUCCAUGCUGGUUUCGAUUGUGGGGAUGGCACUGUACACCGGAUACGUCUUCAUGCCCCAGCACAUCAUGGCGAUUUUACACUACUUUGAAAUUGUACAAUGACCACGAUGUAACCAAGAUCUAGAGGUUCUUUGGGGAAGAUCCACCCUAUGAAGUUGGAAUGAAACUUCAUCAGAUGUCCUAAGAAAAACUACCAGAUGUCAACAUAACCAACCUUAUAAAUACAAGACUAAAAUCCAUGAGUAGAACAGGAAAAUCAUCCUGACUCAUGCAUUGUGUUCUUUAUUUUUAAUUUUAAAAGAGGCUCUUGUAUAGUAGUUUUUGUCUAUUUUAACAUUGUAGUCAUUUGUACUUUGAUAUCAGUAUUUUCUUAACCUUUGUGACUGUUUCAAUAUUACCCUGUGAAAGCUUUUCUUAAUGUAACUUUGAGUACAUUUUAAUUGCCUUCUAUUUUUAAAACCCAAAGUCAUUAGUUGGGCUCUACUGUUCUUGCUAUUGUAUGGUAUAUACAUCUGCCUGGAUAUAUUUCUACUCUUGACCAAAGUUUUGUAAGAAACAAUACACGAUUUGGGGCAGGGGCAUGGGAGGGAGGAUAUUUUAUUGAGAACUACUUACAAAAGACUUCUCUGUAAGCUUGAACUCAGGAGUACAGUUUAGCUAUCUAGACUCUUAACAGCUUUUGCUUUAAAACUAUUGAAGCGUUUCUUAGCAAUGGAAAGUAAAAGAUCUUGCUAAAAUUAAAAUAAGGAACACUUUACCUUUUAAAUAUUUAUUCAUUAUGUGGAUCUAUUUCUAGAAAACUUUGGUGAUGAUUCUUGACAACAGGUGGUGAAAUAGCAUUAUUAUGUAAUGCUUGUAUAUACUGUAGAGUUUUUAAGAGAGGGUAUAUCAGUUUCCUCCAAGGGCCACUGUUAACAGUAUAUGUACUUCCUUAAAUUUAGUUUUCAUGAUUGUAAUGGGUGCUGCAAAUGCAUUUGCACAUUGCAAUAAGAUGUGAUGAGAUGUAUUGUUAAAAAACUAUAGCAGCGAAAAGAAGUGUAAACUUAUAAACUUAGUUAAAAUCC